GCAUAUAGCAACGAACAACACCGGCGGAAUAAAUACGGCUACUUGUUGACGUUUGUCAGUAUUCGUCUUUGGUGGUAGGAACGAUUACACGAUAAAUUCGGAACUACACAGAGAUGUCUUCAUACAGAGCUGCAGAUUCUAAGAGAGAGGAGUUCAGAAAGUACCUGGAAAAGGCAGGUGUUUUGGAUGCCUUAACUAAAGUCUUGGUGGGCUUGUAUGAAGAACCUGAAAAGCCAAACAAUGCCUUAGAUUUUCUGAAGCAGCAUCUAGGGGCCAGUGGGCCAGAGACUGCAGAUGUUGAAGCCUUGAAACUAGAAGUCACAGAACUCAGACAGAAAGUUGAGCAACUUAAUGAAGAAAAUGCUGAACUUAAAACAAAGCUGUCACAGUUUGAACCCGAAGCAGAAGAACCUCAGGCUGAAAACUGAUCCAUGGAAUUCUCAUAUAGACAUUUCAUUUUAAGAGCUUUAGUUUAUUAUCAUUUGACUCAACUCACUAUGUUUCAUUCGGGUAGAAGGACACACAGAUUUUGUCUUUUUUAAGUGUGUUCAACAAGUGAUCUUCAGUUACUGGUACAUGUACAAGAUUGUGUAGGAUUCUUGUUAGUUUCUGUAUACAUGGGGUAUAUGUUCUUUGUUGAUUAGUUGAUGGUAAUUUAACACAGAAUGACUAUUUUCUGGACUGUAUAAAUGUGAUAAAACCUUUCACUGAUGCAGUCAUGCACCCAUGCAGUCCAUGAAACAGAUUUGUUAAAAGUUGAUCAACAAAUGCUGUCACCUUUCAUUUUUUUUUAAAUGAUCCAUAGUAGUUGAUUCAAAGCACAUAGAGAUCAAGUGUGGCCGAGUGUUAUGUUUACUUAUGUUUGUUAAGAACUUUGGAGGUUUUGCUGGUUUCCUGCUAUCCAGUGUGCUCUGCAGGACCUGGUGAGCUAAUGCUGAGAGCAGAUUGUUUAUGUGAAGAUAGUACAGGCAUGGGCUGCCUUCCUGGACCAUCUCUUGCUAUAAAGCUGAGAAUCCUCAUCUUCAUUUGUGACUCAACUAUGCCAUGCAGAAGUCAAUAAAGAUAAUCUUCUGUUAACUGUUGGUUGUUCUGAUCAUUAUUGGUUUGUUUUUCGAAAAAAGGGCAAUGAUUAAGAGAAAAAAUAGCACUGAAUUAAUCAGGAUUUUUUUUCGUUGAGGAGCAUAUUAUUAUGAUGCAGCAAAGGUGUUUGGUGAUGUGUGAUGCAAAGUUUUGUAGGCAGAGAUAUAUCGCUGUGACUCAUAAUGAUUUUUUAUUUAAGCACUUGUGCAAGUCAGCCUAGAUCUUCGAAACUAUAGCAUUUCGUAAAGCAUACGGCAAGUCAACAUACAUUAUACUAUAGAGCAGUUUUGCGGCAUUGAAUAUGAUCAGGAAAUAACCACAUCAUCAAUAUUGUUGGAUUAUCACGGGACAAUGAGCUUGUUUGAAGGUAAGCGAAAGUGUAAAUUGCAACAUCGAUAUUUAUGAUCAGGUUGAACGAUCGUUUGCCGACCCGAAAAGUAAAACCUGUGAUACAUCUCAGCGCAUUUUCGCUUAACUUGAUUUAUGCAUUCUUGUAACUAUUAGGGCACAUGUAUAUGUCUCGUCGGGUGUGCGUUUUAACCUAGUCAACUAUAUUCCGAAAAAGUAUUUGCCUGAAAAUACUGAAGUUUUUUGAAAUUAGCUCCAUAAUACUCAUACAUGUAUUUGGGCAGGCACAAUUGUCAUUUUUCCAUUCUUAGGCCUUUCAUUGCUAUCUAUGUUAACUUUUCUCCUCUGGUAUAUGUUUAACAUCAGUGUUAACAUCGUUUUGCCAAACAUUUAUUUAUCUGUCUAGGAUGAGAUCAUCGUGAUUUAUGUCCCCAAUAGAUUUCAGACGGAAAAUACCCUAUUUUACUGAACUUGAUUUGGUUCAAGGCUUGCCCUACCGUUGUCCUAUGUGGGCGAUAAUGUUGGGAAGCAGGACACGAACUAUUAUUGUAACUACCCAACUAAUAUAAUCAUCAUAAAGAUGACCAAUAAAAACUUUAUCA
Messenger RNA from Liolophura sinensis, 2030 nucleotides. RefSeq names its product c-Myc-binding protein-like. The record is from RefSeq and is a predicted model, not a curated record. The coding region runs from base 114 to 428 and encodes 104 amino acids. The transcript has 5 exons. Gene Ontology annotation, cellular component: nucleus. NCBI's taxonomy places the organism in Eukaryota, Metazoa, Mollusca, Polyplacophora, Chitonida, Chitonidae. Gene Ontology annotation, biological process: regulation of DNA-templated transcription. Gene Ontology annotation, molecular function: transcription coactivator activity.